CCGCAAGUUCGAGACUGCCGAGACCCGUUACGAGAAGGUUCUUUUCGUCAAGACCCUCUCCAACGCCGCCAUCGAUGUUUCCGUUUACAACCUCAACAAGAUCAUUUCUGACAAGAAGGAAGAAAAGACCGUUCGUCUUCAAGCUGUUGAAGCUCUCCGUCGUCUUCGCACUGUCAUGCCACGCAAGAUCCAAUACGUCCUCAUGCCAGUCUACAAGAACCGCAUGGAGCUUCCAGAACUCCGUAUGUCUGCUCUCAACGUCAUCCUUAUUACCAAACCAGAAGAGUCCGUCCUCUCCCAAGUUGUUGAACAAGUUGUUGUUGAACGCAACCGUCAAGUUCGUUUCUUCACUUUCAAUGCUCUCCGCACCAUCGCUAAGUCUACCAACCCAUGUGAAAAGACUUUGGCUAUCCGUGUCUCCAAGGUUCUCCGCCUUAUCCCAACUGAACUCGAACAAACCAUCAUGGACAGCCGUCUCAACAAGUGGACUCUUUUCAACAACGAGUAUAUGACCGGAGCUAGCUUCAACUGGGCUUCCCUCUUCACCUCUGACUCCAUCCUCCCCAAGGAAAUUAUGGCUUCCCUCGACUCCGUCUUCGGAGGAGAAUGGAACAAGUACUUGGCCCAAGUUGGACUUUACCAAAACAACAUGGAUAUCAUCCUCAACAAGAUGAUCCGCAAAAUCGAAGAAACUGGACUCGAAACUCUCGUUGUCCGUGGAAAGAGAUCUGCCACUUUCCGCCCAGCUGAACUUCUCCGCACCAUCGCUCAAAAGCUCCGCAUCAACCGUCGUGAGAUGAUCAAUGACGAGCCAGAAGCCCUCCUCUAUUUCCGUUACAAGGAUAUGGACUACGCUUUCCUCCCAAUCGACAUUGACACCCUUCCAAAGCUUCUUAAGAAGAUCGCUCAUGAAGGAAGAAUCGAGCUCGGAGAUAUCGAGCGCGUUCUCGCCCAAGGAACCCACUUCACCCUUUCCGGAGCUGUCUUCGUUCACGAGACCAUCCGCAAGAUUCCAACUGCCCUCGGUAUGCCAGUCGUCCUCGAGUCCAAGAUGCCAACUCUUGCUACCGUCCAAGGACACAUCAAGAUCGAUUUCGAGCCAAAGAGCGCUGACCGUUUCAACGGACUUCGUCUCCGCCUCGUUGCCCAACCCCAAAUCGCUUCUACCCACGUCAUCAAGCUUGAAGCCCGCAACCCAGUUGUUCACUCCGGAGUCAAGCUUCUCCAUGGAGCCAGAGUUAACACCCCCGUCGACCUCGAAAUGAUCGUCAACUGGGAAAACAGACUUACCAUCAAGACUGUUGUUAAGACACCAGAAACCAAGAGACACCUCGUCACCCUCAUGAGCCGUCCAGUUACCUACGUCUCUGUCUGGGACAAGGAAACCCGCCAAUACCCAGAAACCACCGAACAAACUGUUUUCCUUAAGGACUCUCGCUUCCCAAUGGAAACCGUCGAACGUGUUUACUUCGAGGAAACCGGAAUGAAGCUCGCCGUCACCGGAAGCAUCCGU
Auanema sp. JU1783 is the source of this 1513-nucleotide messenger RNA. The record is from the annotation of a GenBank genome assembly. NCBI's taxonomy places the organism in Eukaryota, Metazoa, Nematoda, Chromadorea, Rhabditida, Rhabditidae.